AUGAUUGAAUCUGCCGGAGCGAGUCGUGGUCUGACGGCAAACUUCUGUCGCGUGGUGUUCCUGGGCGAGACAGCCCAGGCCCAGAUCAUCAACGAAGAGGGACAGACCACCCCCAAAGCCGUGGCACAGUCUCGCCAAGAAGUUAUCAACCACGCUGGAGGGUUUUGCUACCUGGUGGACCAAGUCGUCGUGAAGGACAAGCCAAUGUCCAAUGCUAUCAUCUGCGAGGUCCAUCGCGUCCUAGCCACCGGCAUCAAAACCCAUGCCGACGACGUCUUCCCGGGCGAGCACCGCACCCACGAAGUCGGCGUAAACGUGAUUGGCACGGACAAGGGAGAUGCGAAGGAGCAUUUGGACAUUGUGGCUGCUGGCUGCGCGUUCUCCCAUACGGAGGACUUUGAGGACCGCCGAGAGGACGAAGAAUCUCACCUCAAGCUGGCGGAAUUUGUCAAUGACUAUUCAUGA
This is a messenger RNA of Akanthomyces muscarius, 465 nucleotides long. RefSeq lists its product as uncharacterized. The record is from RefSeq and is a predicted model, not a curated record. Bases 1 to 465 code for a protein of 154 amino acids. Lineage: Eukaryota; Fungi; Ascomycota; Sordariomycetes; Hypocreales; Cordycipitaceae. The transcript has 3 exons.